Messenger RNA from Parathielavia appendiculata, 1311 nucleotides. RefSeq lists its product as uncharacterized. Bases 109 to 1152 code for a protein of 347 amino acids. The transcript has a single exon. Lineage: Eukaryota; Fungi; Ascomycota; Sordariomycetes; Sordariales; Chaetomiaceae. The record is from RefSeq and is a predicted model, not a curated record.
CGCUUCCUUCGACUCCAAUUCAUCUCCUCCAUUCCAAACCCCCAAACCCGCCAAACUGCCCUCACGUUGUCCAGAUGGAAUCGUACUGGCUUAACGCGCGUCAAACUCAUGAAGUCCGCUCGAGAUGCAAUUUUGUCAAUGCACAUCGAGUUACACAACCCAAGCCGCCGAUUCCAGUGUCGACUCGCCCUCCUCGCCAGCAUCUUUCGCCUUGAGCAUCCCAUCUCGCACCACGCCUUCCCCACAGUUCUCCGAUUCCGAUUUUCCGCGAGGAAUGUCGUCUCGACCGCCUCAUUGGGAUCUGGACCCCCGCAGUACGUCGCAGCUUCGAUCCCGUAUCGGGUGCCUCUCAAGCUUGCCGCGCUCGGAUCUACUGUGGUCAACUUCUUGUCCAGCAGGGCAAGCCAGUCCCACGGAGGCGAAUUGGUCUCGGAACUUAACCCUAAGUAUUCUUUUGGUUCACAAGUAUUGCGCUUUUACAGUCAUUUGGCAACCGCCUUUCACGCCCGCGCUGUCCGACGAGCCGAGUUGCUGCUGGCCGCUGAAAAGUGGUGCAGCCGAGGCUCCGGUGACGGCAUGGGCCGACCGGCGGCAUCCGAGCCCCAGUCACCUGUCAUGGGUGGGCGACUGUCCCUUCCCAUGAGUCCACACGGUAAGCGCCUCUGGCCCGAGGCCGCUCGUCGGGUUGGGACACUGGAUCUGGUACUCUGGUCACGAUGGAUUGUCGGUGGUGGUGUUGUCUGGACGACCGGGUUCGGCGGAUACGUUCUGGCAGCUCGUCUGCUUGGCAUGCUCCUUUCUGGCCGUCUUCCCUCGGAGCAGCCUCGGAAUGAGAGGGAGAGCGUAGCCUCAGCUCCACACGGUCAUCCAGGACAUUUCUCCCCUUCCCGUCUGCAGCUCGCCUCGAUGGAAUCACCCUCGGGUGAGCGAGGGUUGCCAGACUACAUACGGAUAUGUCCAACGGAUGAUACCCCUUCCCGCCCUGCUGCCACGCUCUCGGUACCCUCGACUUCCACCCCUUCUCUUUGCAUGCGUAUCCGACGACCCGCGACUCCGCCGACUCCCACGGACCGCGCUGCGGCGAAACCUGCCCCACGCGUCAUGGAACAAAAACCAUGUGGUCCGACCAGGCGCAUUAACUCGUCCUCGUAGGCCCUGCCCUACGUCCGGCGAGACGCCAAAGCCUCAGUGUCUCUGACACACCCUGCCUCCGCCGGGCCUGAAAGACGGUACGGGUAGGAGAUGAUAGCACGGUUUUUUGAGGAUGUCUUUUGUCCGUGCGGUACCUGCCGUCCUUGUCCCCCCCGUCUU